This is a messenger RNA of Talaromyces marneffei, 2601 nucleotides long. RefSeq lists its product as uncharacterized. The record is from RefSeq and is a predicted model, not a curated record. The transcript has 4 exons. NCBI's taxonomy places the organism in Eukaryota, Fungi, Ascomycota, Eurotiomycetes, Eurotiales, Trichocomaceae. The coding region runs from base 1 to 2601 and encodes 866 amino acids.
AUGGUUAAAGUAGAUGUGCGCAGAGAUUAUUAUGCUGAUCUGGGCGUCGGGCCAGGUGCCGAUACGGAUGAGAUUAAGAAGCAGUUUCGGAAGUUGGCUUUAAAAUACCAUCCCGAUCGAAAUCCAGGACGCGAAACUGAAUUCAUCACAAAGUUCCAGGCAAUCCAAGCCGCCCACGAAAUUCUGAGCGACACCCAACAACGCUUGAAAUAUGACACCGAAAGACUGAGGGCUGGAUAUGGAAAGCUAUAUGGACCUUCAUCUACGAGCGCUCCACGCCGUGCAAAUACCACAGCAUACCCCGCCGGCACUACAACCAAAGCACCAACUUCCAAACCUCAACCCACUCGACCGGCUUCAUACCAAGCUCCGCCAUCCAGCGGUGCCCAGCGAUAUGCAAACUACGCCAAGGCUGCUCCCCAGCAGCCCUAUGAUAAGAUGUACGAGCGGGAAACCCGAGCAGAUGCAUUUCGUGCAUUUCAAGGAAUGAAAGCCAACGGCUGGACGAAGUUCGAUCCCACGUCUGGAAGACCGGCUCCACCACCGACUCGAAACACAACUGCAGGCGCUGGUGCACAAACGGCAUCAUCUCGUGGAAAGUCGGCAUACGAUCAUCUGAACUCUCGGCCGCAUCCCGAAGCAUUUGGACGGGCUUCAGCCGCGAAGAAGAAACAUGGCUUUGCUCCAAACAACCCCGACGGCGACGAACCUAUGGCCCGGAAUAUUUCAUCUUAUCAAAACACGCCGCGACAGGAUCGAUCUUCUGCUUUCUUUGACAGUGUACCUGCACCUACCGCCAAAUCGAGGAGGACUCCUGCUUCUUCUCGUCCUGAAACGCCCGUGGAUGAGGUUCCUCCGGACCUUGAGCGUCCCAGCCAUAAAUAUGCAACAGCCGGUGGCGAGAAGACCUACUUUUCCAGCGCAGGAUUGGCCCGAGCUUACAGUAUGAGGGACUCUUCAACAAGCUCCAAGGCACGAUCGCGGACCAAUCCACCUAGUCCUCGUUCUCCGGCUCAUGACAGGCACCGUAGCGCUAGUCCAGGAAUCAGACGUCCGCACAAGGCUUACGCAUCCUCUUCAUCAAGUACCAGCAGCGAGGGUGAAUUGGAUAGCGAUGUUGAUCAACCGACAUUCGUUCCGAGGCGGAAGGCCGUUCCAAAAAGUCGGUUGCGACCAGGUCAGACGUCCCAUUACCAAGGCCCAGGAUCAGGAAACGACUCCGAUAAUCCAUCGUUUGCAGCCAGAGCUCAACAGGCUGCUCGAGCGGAGUAUGUUCCCCAAGGAAGCACAUUGAAUCCUGACCAGGCCGCUGAAGGCCUUGCCAACCUGAAUUUUUCCCCGAAUGGCGCUAAAAGCAGAAGCCAUGAUAAUCUGAACAAACGAUUCUCCGCCAGUGACUGGGGCGAUGCCUUCAAACCAGACCUUUUCGCGCCGAAUCAAGCCAAUGGUCACCGUCGCAGCAGAUCGAAAACUUCGCCUACGCGUGGUAGACAAGAAAUGAGGUUUGACUCCAAGUCACCAGCCAACGGUGUAUCUUCAAGCGAUGAAGCUGCAAAACAACAGAGCUCCAACUCAUGGGCCCAAUCUCAGUUCUCUGCCGAUGCAUGGACUCAACAUCUACAGAGUAAAAAUGGGAUGUUUCAACCGAAUCAGACACAACAAGGAAGCUCGGCCGGUGCCACGGCAGGAAGGAGCGUCUCCCAAACAGCAAGACGACCGGCGCAAAGUCGUCAACCAGGUGUGGCGACUGAAGCGGAGGAAGAAGAAAUCACAAUCCCGGUGCCUUCGUCUAAGGGUGCCACAACCCCAGUGCCGGAUGCAAUGGAAAUUGAUGAUGAGCCUACUUCUCACUCAACCAAAGCACGUACUAAUGGAUACGUACCGUCGCCAUUAGGACCUACGAAAGCUGAUUCGGGUACUAAAGGUGGUGGCGAUGAUGGAAAGACAUCAGAAUGGAUGAGUAGUCUGUUCAACAUGAAUGCGCUCCAUAAUGUGGCCCCUUUCACCAAUAGCGGAGGCAUAAACGAUUUGAAUGAUAUCUACACAACACUGCCAUUCGAGUCUCGACCAAACGAUCCCAAUACUGGCCGUCGAAUGGCCCCUCAACGGACCAAAGCUAGUCUCCCGCAGCCACCAAAGCGUCCAUCCCGGCCGGGAGUCAUACCGAAUGGCAACGACCCGAGAAACAUGGUUCUUCCUAAGCAAAGCUGGGAGAAUUAUGAGAGACAGAUGAGCGCGUAUAUUACCGAAUGGAACAAAUUUCAACGACAGAUGCUGCAGCUAUUGGCCAUGAGGCAACUAGGAUUUGAGACUGGCAUGGCUCCUAGAUGGAUCGAUGCUACCGGUGACUCUCUUCGAUUGAAUACCAAGUCUAACGAGGAUGACGCGGAUGCGGAGGCGGGCGAACAUGAUACUGACAAUGAGUCCGAUAUACUUCUCCCACACAAUCCUCACGGUGGGUUCAAGGCAUAUUUCAACUCUAUCGAUGACUAUAUGCGCAUCGUUGAGCACUGGUCAGUUGCGUUGGAACGGCACCGGGAAUGUAUAUCGCAACUUGGUGAGCUUCGUCAGUGGAUCAGGGGCCAUCGGAAAUUGGCAUGA